Xenopus laevis (African clawed frog) is the source of this 1782-nucleotide messenger RNA. It is a transcript of the gene krr1.S, whose product is annotated as KRR1, small subunit (SSU) processome component, homolog S homeolog. The transcript has 13 exons. Gene Ontology annotation, molecular function: nucleic acid binding; RNA binding. Gene Ontology annotation, cellular component: nucleolus; small-subunit processome. Gene Ontology annotation, biological process: ribosome biogenesis. Lineage: Eukaryota; Metazoa; Chordata; Amphibia; Anura; Pipidae. The coding region runs from base 270 to 1388 and encodes 372 amino acids. The record is from RefSeq and is a predicted model, not a curated record.
GCGCAGCUGCAGGCCCUGAGGGAGGCCGUGUGUUUAGCACUAAUGGGCAGUAGUAACGUUUGUGAACGUCGAUUUUGGGGGAUUUUUUUUUUUACCUUUUCUGGCUUGGAGAUCAAUUUUUCCCACCAGGAUCCAUUGGAACAUACAGUUGAGAUGGAUUGCAAUGUGGUAAAGGUUUAGCUUUAAUUGAGCUAACAUUGAGCAAGAAGAGCUAUGAAUUUUUCUCUCCAUUGAAGAAGUGGAAUGAAAGUUUAACCGGAAGCUGCAGCAUGGCUGAGAAAGAGCAAUCUGUGGUAGCUGAAGCGAGCAAAAAGAAAAAACGCGAGGCUCAACUGGUGGAGGAAUCUGAACUCCUUACUGUCCCUGAUGGCUGGAAAGAAGAACCUUUCUCAAAGGAAGAUAACCCAAGAGGAUUACUUGAGGAGAGCAGUUUUGCUACAUUGUUCCCAAAAUAUAGAGAGGCCUACCUAAAAGAAUGCUGGCCGCUUGUUCAAAAGGCAUUGAAUGACAGUUUUGUAAAAGCUGAGCUGGAUUUGAUUGAAGGCAGCAUGACGGUCACUACAACUAAGAAGACUUUUGAUCCAUAUGUUAUAGUUCGAGCUAGAGAUUUGAUAAAGUUGCUUGCCAGAAGUGUUCCUUUUGAACAGGCAGUAAGAAUACUACAGGAUGACAUGGCUUGUGACAUUAUUAAAAUAGGCUCCUUAGUUCGAAACAGGGAAAGAUUUAUCAAAAGGAGACAACGGCUUCUUGGACCAAAGGGAUCCACUUUAAAGGCUCUGGAGCUUCUUACAAACUGUUAUAUUAUGGUUCAGGGCAACACAGUAUCUGCUUUGGGACCAUUUGGUGGAUUAAAAGAGGUUAGAAAAGUCGUUUCGGAUACAAUGAAGAACAUCCAUCCAAUAUAUAAUAUUAAGGCUUUAAUGAUAAAACGAGAACUGGCAAAGGAUCCAGAGUUAAGAUCCAAAAGCUGGGAGAGAUUUCUGCCGCAAUUUAAGCACAAGAAUGUCAGCAAGCGAAAAGAACCAAAAAAGAAGAAUGUAAAGAAAGCUUAUACACCAUUCCCACCUCCACAGCCUGAAAGCCAGAUUGACAAAGAACUGGCUAGUGGCGAGUUUUUCCUUAAAGAAAGUCAUAAGAGAAGAAAGAAACUAGAAGAAGUAAAGACAAAACAGGCAGAGGCAGUGACCAAAAGGCAAGAAGAGAGAAACAAGGCCUUCAUCCCACCUAAGGAAAAACAAGUAACCAAACCACAGAAAGCUUCCACUGCAACUAAAAUUGAUGUGAAUGCAAUCAAAGAGAAGGUAAAGAAAGCCAAAGGGAAGAAACUUGGGGCUCUGCCGGAGGAGGAGGUGAAAAAGAAAAUUGCUGAAAAGAAAAAGAAGAAAUAACUGUAGUCCUUGAUAUUCGGCGGAGAUGUGAUUCUCAUCAGACUUUUAUGGAAGAUCUUUUUUUCCUCUUAAAAUCCACACAUUCUUCAGCAUUUCAAAGAGGUUCUAGAACAAGCAUUGAUUGGGACGAAAAGCUUAAUACCCUGCAAAUACAACAUCCAUCAAUUCUUGGUUUAAAACCUGAAGUUCAAGCUUAAAUUAUUAGAAAAUGCCUACUGGUUUUAUAUACAGGUAACUUUGUAAAUAUCCCCAUAAUAGUCAGUGCAUGUUAUCAAACUGUUUGAUUUUUCAAGAUAAUUUCUAUCUCAUAGCGUUGUUUAAAAAUGCAUCUCAGAAGGUGUCACUAAAGCCUCAUGAAAAAAAUAAUAAAAAGGACAUUUUAUAAAUAAAAAAA